Messenger RNA from Acaulospora colombiana, 534 nucleotides. Lineage: Eukaryota; Fungi; Glomeromycota; Glomeromycetes; Diversisporales; Acaulosporaceae. The record is from the annotation of a GenBank genome assembly.
AUGGAUUGGGUGAAUGCUGAACUAAAGCCAUUCUUUGACAACAUAGACACGUCUUGGAACCCAACAUUCCUCGUAAGUCGUAAAGGAGAAUCGGUCCCGGACCUAUAUCGCCGUGGUGAACUCUUCAUGGACGCAUUCAUCCGACGGAUCAACGAAGGUGGCUUUGGAGGCGAUCACGAGCGUGUAUUACUCGUUUCCCAUGCAGCUACCGUGAUAACUUUAGCACAGGCUCUCCUUGGUGACACCGCAAUAGGAAGAGAGCUCAGAGUUGGUUGCUGCACCCUUUCUACCUUCGAUAGACAUGAAACAGCUGCCCAAGAGGACACAAUUGGGUCCGAUGUCUGGAAAGCUCGAGGUAAACUUGCAACUGCUGACUUUCUCACAAAUGGGGUGGAACGAGAUUGGGGUAUGGCGGAUAUCGAAACGAAAAACGGCGUUGUAGUAGAAGAUGACGGUGUCCCUGGGACUAAUGGAGAAGAGGAUAUCGAUUUUGGUCUCCAGAAAUGGAAUGCCCACUCAGCCUCCAGGAUGUGA